Messenger RNA from Myxocyprinus asiaticus (Chinese sucker), 5486 nucleotides. Its product is annotated as proline and serine-rich protein 1-like. The record is from RefSeq and is a predicted model, not a curated record. The transcript is spliced from 12 exons. Bases 476 to 2917 code for a protein of 813 amino acids. NCBI's taxonomy places the organism in Eukaryota, Metazoa, Chordata, Actinopteri, Cypriniformes, Catostomidae.
GGAAGUCGCACACGUCAUGCAGACUUUAGCAUGUGUGCUAAACCCCAACAAACAGCGAAAUUAUAUCAAACUAAACCAUAUUUGCGAGAAAACCACAAUCUGCUCUCACUCCGCCUGUAUUAUCAAUCGCAAAGAUAGGAUAAAACACACGCAUGUGCGUGAAGAAUGAUGCAUUUGUAGAAUGUGUGGAUUUAGCACUGGACUAUUGUUGUUCCUCACGUCAGUGAUGCCAACCUCCACUUAAAGAGACCAGCAGCCCUCUGUCUCACCUAUUGAACCUCUAAGAAAUACUUCUGGUUUCUCUAAAUGUUCAAGUAGAGAUAAGAAGUAGAAUAAUAUAAAGAUCAGUGCUGUGGAUCACUGUAACAGGGUAACUGCAUGAACUUUCCUAUAAGUAGGUGAAUGAAGGAUUCUUAUUGAGAUGCUGUAGGAGGGAUUGGUAAUCAAUACAGUGAUCAGAGCAUCGACAGAGAAGAUGGACAAGAAAUCCUUUCACAUCGUCUUGGACGAAAUUAGAAAAUGUGUUCUGACAGAUCAGAGAAUCAAAGCUAUAGAGCAAGUUCAUGGCUAUUUCUCCAGUGAGCAGGUGAUUGACAUUCUAAAGUACUUCUCCUGGGCAGAGCCACAGAUAAAGGCAGUCAAAGCCUUGCAACAUAAAAUGGUUGCAAUUCCAACAACCAAGGUUGCAAACAUCCUUAACAGUUUUACAUUCUCAAAAGACAGACUCGUUGUACUGGAACUCAUAGCUCUAAAUAUUUCUGAUGCCCAAAACUACCGUCCUGUGGAGGACACAUUCCGUAUACACCUUUCUGAGAAGAAACGUGCAAGAAGAAUCCUAGAGCAGGUAUGUAAGGUGGGAUGUAAAGCUCCAGUGGCGAUGAUUUCAUCUUGCGGGAUGAUCCCAGGGAACCCUUACCCCAAAGGCAAACCCAGCCAGGUCACUGGAACCUUUCCUGGACUUUCUGCCAAAAAGGAGGGAGAGGAUGCAAACUUAGAAGGAAAGGGCAUUGCUGCGUGCAUCCUCGGACCAAGCAAACCGUCACCUUCAACUUACAAUCCACACAGACCUGUGCCAUACCCUAUCCCGCCUUGUCGGCCACACGCAACCAUCGCCCCAAGUGUGUACAACAAUGCAGCUCUGGUGUCAGUGGGUGGGGUCAUCACUGCCACUGUGCCACCCCCACCCUACCGAGCCACUCCCAAUUUGGCAGGUUACAGCCGACUCACCAGUCAACAAAAUCCAACCUCCAACGUCUCUGACACACCAGCUAUGUCUCCUCAUAGGUCCACCACAUCCACUCCUGUAACCUCUCAGGCUCAGUCUACCACACCUAUCACUCCAGUUUUCCCUGGCAUGGUACCGUCCCAGAACACUGUAACCCCCUCUCCUACUUCUGCCCCCUCACCCUCUGUCAUCAAAGGGCCUCCUGUCCCAGCCGUGUCUCCCCAUCCCAAUCAAAGUGGUCACACCACACCUAUUCCCUCCCCAUUUUCUGGCAUGCCCCCUUCAGGUAGAAACACCCCUUCGGUCAUCAAAACCCCAUCUGGAACACCCUGUGGUACGCCUGGUCCAUUUGCAAGCAUUCCCUCUUCUCCUUUCCAUGGUGCACCCCGCUCUGAAACUCCUACCGGUGGCCCUACACCUACUCCCAUUACUCCUUAUGUAUCUGCUAUGGGUUUACCCUCAAAGAAGGGUUAUCCACCUUCCUCAGAUUCCCAGACAGGUCCUACAUUUCCUGGUGCUCAACCCUCUACCCAGUCACAUUCAGUUAUCCGUAGUUACACACCCUCAGGAAUGUCCUCUCACACUCCUGGACGCUCUACUCCAGGCAUGCAAAUUGUCGGAGGUUUACCAGCAGUGUCUGCUGCUCCCAGCCCUAAGCCCUCUCCUGGCCUGUCCAACCAGGCAUCCAUGAGUAGCCCAUCUGGUGCAUUCUUUAGUGAGCAACAUGCUAGCUCCAUGGUCCGGCAUGGCGGAGGUAGUGGCAGCAACAGCCCUGUCCCUUCCGCUUUCAAAGGGCCCUCGCGAUCAGGCACCCCUUCCCUUAGCUCUCUAGUAAUGCCUAAUUCCACUGUCCUUGCCCGACCCGUGGGCAUGCCCUCGCCCCAGCCAUCUUUACCCAGCACUUCUAGUGUAGCUGGAUUCCACGGGCUUUCCUCCACGCUGGGCUCCCAGUCUGGGAGUAGCCCUGCCCCGCACUUCACAGCUAUCUCCCCCUUCCAGUCUUUAUCUACAGCUUCUCCUUUCCCUGGAGCCCAAUCCUCCAUUUCUACCUCAUCUACCCCCACUCCUCCUGCCUCAUCUGUAUAUUCAGGCUUGGCUCACUCUAGCGCUUCCAGUCCAUCCCCCUUUGGCCUGGGUAUGACCACCUCUCCCUCUAUGUUCCCGGGCCUUCCUCCUGGCACAAACCCUGUCUUCUCAGCUUUUGGAGGUUCUGGCCCCCCUGCAACAGGUAGCCCAGUGCUGUCGUCCAUAAUGGGGCUACCGGGAGUCUCCUCCUCUGUGGCCACUGUUGCACCUCUCCAGGCAGCAGCAGUAGCAGCGGCCGCCGCAGCAGGAGUCCCCGCAUCCUCUCAUGUGCUUCCUGGCUUCGCUUCUGCAUUCAGCUCUAACUUCAACCCUGCUCUGGUUGGCCAGGCUGGGCUAACAGGUAGUCUCCAAGCCCCUGGAGGAACAGGUUUCCCAGGGUUACUUUCUUUCCCCCCAGGGAUGCACAACUUCCCUACUACAGCAUCUCCAGCUGCUCUGUCUGGUCUACACAACCCUGCCAUGCAGUCCACACUUUUGCAGGCUCACUCAGCGUCAGCGCUGGACAGUUUCCCUCUUCAGACUAAUGGAUUCACUAACUACCCUGCAGCGGCUGGCUCAAGCUUUCCUCUGCAGCCAGGCCUGCACCCAUCUCUGGGUUGGCAGUAACUCCUCAUUGGGCAUAUGGAAAACUAAAUAACCUGUAUGUGUGAGUAAACAAUGACAAACACUGUGGUGCUGUAAAUGUAGUGGGUGUGCAUGGAAAAAGGUGCACCUAAAAAGCAAAUGUGGGUAGAAUUGAAAAACCACUGUGGCAGUUCUAUGGUAAUUUUCAAAAGAAGAGACUUAGCGUGUCAAAUCAAAACCUAACCUUGUUGUUUAGCACUCUGCACUUGCAGAAUGUCAUUGCUGGGUUUUCUGAUUGGAUUUUGAUUGUGUCUUGUGUUUGAAUGAACAAAAUGUGUACUAUUGUUUAGUAUUUUAGUUUGUAGCAGGGCCGUAACCACAAUAUACAUUGAGGGGGACAAGUUCCCCCCAAUAGUCAGAUAUGGCCCCCACCCCCCCAAAUAAUUGAUAUUCUUGUUGCUGUUCUGCUGUAGUCCAUUAUGCACUGCUGUCUAAUUAUAAUUUAGUUGUUGCAGGAAUAACUUAAUGGUUUAAAAAAGUAGAAUUUUUAGCGUGGUCAGUAGUCUAACACCGCUCAUCAAUGUCAUGUGAGAUAGCCAAUCAAAUAGAUUAAGGUGGGACUCAAGUUUAAUAAGAUAAGCGGGCCGGGAACCUUGUGGAUUAUUCCAGUGCUGCGCAUCAGCAAGCAGUUCAUUAUAAGAGUGUUUGUGUCAUGCAAGAUGUAAGUAUCUAACUAAACAUGCAAUAUUUGCCCACUGUUUUAUGAGUGAAAUGUUGUACUGACCGACAAUAAUUUCCAAGGGUGCAAAUUAUCCUCCAUUUGGUGAAAUUCACCAUUUUGAAUUGAAAAUAUGUCAUGUGCAGUACGUGAUUCGUAUGUCAUUCAUAAUUGUGAAUGUGAAAACAUUAACAGAGUAGUUUUCAGCAUAUCAGGCUUAAGACAAAGAGCAAAUGUGUGUACAUUAUAAAGGAAUUGAAUGAAUUUGGUAAUCUGGCAGGUUUUUGAAGGAGCUUUUUAGAAAAUUCAUUUGACAUUGUCUAAGAAAAUGAUCCAUAAAACACAAAGUAGAGCGUUAUCACCCUCAGAUUAGAACUGUGACUUGAGGCUUCCAUUGAGUUUUUAGGUUGUGACAAGGACAGACUAGUGGCAUAUAUUUUUAGUGCAAAUAUGAUUAGGUAAUCAUUAACAAUCAAUUUAAGAUUUUCUAAAUCAUUUCUUUAUGUCUGAAUUCUGAAUUUUGUACAGCAUCUCCUAAGAGUCUUCUUUUUAUAAGAGACCGUUUUAUUUUGAGUAUGUCCUUGUCAGGUCUGUGCUCAAAAAAUGAGCCCCCAGUUAAAGGAGCAGUUCACCUAAAAACAGAAAAACUUAUUUUACUCACUCAUUUACUCACCCUUAGGUUGUUCAAAACCCAUAUGCUGUUACUUUUUCUUAGAACAUAAAAUAGAUAUUUUAAGCAGCUCUGUUCCGUAGAGUAACAGUUUAUAGUGAGCAGGAGCUGUCAAGCUUCAUAAAGGACAAAUACUAUAAAGCACUAUUAAAGGUUCAGCAUAAAGACAUCACAACAGUAGUCCAUAUGACUCGUGCAUUAUAUUCCAAGCUUUCUGGGGCCGUACAACAGCUUUGUGUUAUAUGGAUAACUUUUAUGAUAUUUUAAUAAUGAUUUUUCCCCUCUUUAUGCCUUGAAAGCAGUGGCCAAUAUGAACUGUUUUUCUAUGGAAAAGAGCAGCAUUCGUGUUCUCGAAGAAAAGAUUGUGUUAAGAUUCUACUGAGGGAAAAAACUCAAUGAGAGAGAACUUGAGGGCAGUAAAUAAUUUUGUGUAUUUUCUUUUUGCUAGCCAGCUGACACAGUCAUGUCAUUUUACAGAUACAUCAGUGAUGAAAAGAAAUUCAAAUUAUAUUCGUCUUUUCUUUGGGACAGCACAAAAAAUGAAAGAAAAGAUGACUGAAACAGGCAAAUUGCUAGCAAUGCAGACACAGUGUUUGUCUUGUACUGUGUAAACUUAAAAAAAACGUACUGUAUCUGUUAAAACCAAAAAUUAUCACAUUUUUGGCCCUUACCGCAUUUGAAGGUUUUAGUCAGAAAAUUAUUGCAUUCAGCGCCCCUGCCCAAACCAAAACAUGGUUAUGGCCUUGGUUUGUAGUAAUUAGGGCAAUUAAUUAAUUUUACAUUUACACCAGUAGAUUAACUGUGAAUAGUGUGGGUGUGUAAAUUUUACUAUAAUGUUUUUGCCCUGUAUUCUGAAAGUUAGUGGGUUAACUGAACUUUUCAAAUGUCUUUGUCAAAUACUGUACAUGUACGGUAAAUACCCUUUGAGAAUGGGUGUUUGCUCUUUGUACUGUAGCUGUUUUGUUGACUUUUUGUUUUUUACCAUGCAAACUUCUCUACAGGAGUUUUUUGUGAUCAAGUUGCCUUGCAACUCUUAAGGUAACUUAAGUGUUACGGUUUUACAAUUUUGCUGAUGUUAAUGUCAGUACCGUACAUUUUGCAUGUAUAUAAUGUGUAGAUCUCAGAGUCUGCAGCACUCCUGUUUGUUUCCACCAUUAUAUAUUAUAAAAUAUAUUGAAUAAAAUGGUAGCUUUAGACUAGUAUGUUAUAAUGCUAUAAUUAAA